Penicillium subrubescens is the source of this 2340-nucleotide messenger RNA. RefSeq lists its product as uncharacterized. The transcript has a single exon. Bases 1 to 2340 code for a protein of 779 amino acids. The record is from RefSeq and is a predicted model, not a curated record. Lineage: Eukaryota; Fungi; Ascomycota; Eurotiomycetes; Eurotiales; Aspergillaceae.
AUGGCUUCUUCUCAACGUCCUGGGGGUUCCAAGCCCAGCUCUGGGCAAGGAAAGGCCAGGACCCGGCGCAGCAAACGAACAGCCGCUCUACUGAAGCAGCAAAAGGACGAGGUAUUGAGAAGAAUCCCUCAACUGGAGCUCCAUCAAGCAUACAGCGACGAGAGAGCCGAGCACGAUGCCACAAAAGCCAUCGCUAGCAGAUUGAGGCUACAGCAUAACGACCUGGUCAAACGACUAGACGAGUCCGAAACGGCCGUGGCUAUGGCCGAAACUCGCGCCUAUGAAAACGAAAAAGAGCUCAUCAAGCUACAAGAGUCCCUUUCCAAAUUCAGAAUGGGGGCACAAAACAAUGAAAUCUGGAUAGAGGUUAUGGCAGACGAAAAUCAGAGAUUGGAAGAAGCCAAUGCGAGAAUGGUGGCUAGGACUGCCGUGCGAGAGGGUGAGAUGAGUCAAGAAAUCGAGUUGAUGGAGAAGCGAGCACGGCAGCUGGAGCAGUCACUCAGUCUAGCCUACAAAGAUGUGGGAGAGUAUGGUGUCUUGUUCCAGAAGAACACUGAAGACUGGGCAGAGCUGGGAAGAUUCUUGGACGACCACAUGUCUGAGGAUAAUGAAAGGAUUCAAGAGCUUCAACGUUCGGUCAUGGAGUACUCCAAUUCCAUGGAUCAUUUCCAUGACGAGAUCAACAGGCUCUUUCAAGCUGCAGAAGUUAGAAUCGCACGCAACAGGCUUCGUCGCGACAGAACAGGAAGGAGAGACGGACUGCUAGGUGGUCAACGGGACGGCCAGAUCUCGCGACCUGGGUCUGGUAUGUCUGAAAAUCUACACCACUCUUUGAUGCUUCUAGGAAGUCCAGACUCUGAGUCAAAUCCAGGGAAUUCGACAUACACCGGUCUAUCAUCAGAGGAAAGCAUUGAAUCCUGGCCCCUUAUGCCGCCCCGCCAGAUUGGAAAUUUCGGGACGGUUUCUUUUGAGCCAAUGAAAUCCAGUGACGCGGAGUUAGAGUUCGCAAACGAUGAACCGGAAUCUCUGGAUUCCCUAGCACCAUUAGCGGACGACAUUCAAAACGGCUUCGCAGUAUUCAAUGCCACAGGAAAGCGUCGCAGUUCGGGAUCGACUCGCGGCGAUGACCUCAAUUCAUACUUGGAUUUCAAACAUGACCAUGACAAAAUCAGCAUGUAUGAGCACUUUGUGCAAGAUUGGAAAGAAAACAGCUUUAUCAGUCAGGGCCUGCAUGGUCUUCCAUAUGGCAACGAGGGCCGGGGGAGAUCCUUGGAGCAGAUGCUCGCCGAUGGAAUCUCAUCACCCGAAGAAACAGAUAGUGAAAGUUCCUUGGUUGAAAGCUGGUCAAUUCCAAGCUCAACAGAUCCGUCAAGCCUUUCGGGUUCGCGAUUAUCGAACCUGAGCUUUGAAUCUUGGAAUCAUGUUCGAGAGCAGCAAUCGCCGCUCCAAAUGGUCCAUGAGCGCAGAGGAAGCAAUAAGGCACGACUUGAGUCCUCGCCUGUCCACGAUGAGUAUUUUGCAAACGGGUUCAUCCCACCUUUGAAUACAUCUAGGAAGCGCAUUCGACUUGCUCCACCGCCGCCUGAUUCGAAUACCGGUGAUGCCGACGAAGCCAACGACCCGUCCACUGACAGCUUUGACGUUGACGUGCAGGCCAACAUUGAAGCAACGGAUUGUGAGGUUCCCCAGGGCGCGUCAGAAACUCGAACCUUGAGUGACGACCGGACCCAGAGUUCAUUCACUGUGGAUCAACGGCAAGGAAACUCAGUCGUCGGGCAAUCUCAACCAAAGGGAAUUCAAACUGUCAAUGAUCCGCUGUUGGCGCGUCUAGAUAAUCUAGCUGCCUCGUCGUUGCAAGAGUUGGUGCUAGCGCCAAAGGGGCGGCUUAGCCUCAGAGGUAAGCUGCGGUCAUUGUCCGUCGGUGAUCUGCCACGGAUAGUAGCAGCAGAUGGAGCAACGCUAUUCGAGCGCAUGCCGGGAUCUUGGCCGCGCGAGGCAAUUUCCCACGCCGACGUUAAGCCGAUAGUUGCAUCUGAGAUAGCAGAUGCAAUGUUGCAAAUGUUUAGGGCGUCAGUCGAGAACGCCAUCCUGGUCGGCAUCAACUUAUUACACUUGCUCAACCCCGCGCAUCCCAAGUGCAUCGUGUACCCGGGCUUAAUGGUCCUAUGGCUGUGGCAGGCAUACGAGGAACACAUGGAGUGGAAGCGAUGGGAGGGUGCCAACGAGCGAUAUUUCGUACAGCAAUUGCGCAACCGGUACGCGUCGCAUGCAGGCUGUGUGGACUCGAUGGGAUUUGGCUUGUCCCAGUGGCUAGCGUUCGACCGGUCCUCGUUCGGGUAA